This is a messenger RNA of Dentiscutata heterogama, 181 nucleotides long. The record is from the annotation of a GenBank genome assembly. Lineage: Eukaryota; Fungi; Glomeromycota; Glomeromycetes; Diversisporales; Gigasporaceae.
UAAAAGUGAAAUAGAUAAAUCAGAACCUAAUAUAAUAAAAGACAUGGUAAAAAACAUGGUGAAAGAUGUAAUAGAAAGCAUGGCAGAAGACAUGGUGGAAGAUAUGAUAGAAGGUAUAAUGGAGAAUGAAUUUAAAUCUGAUAUAAAUAAACAUGAAUCUUUUAUAACUGAGAUUGAAUAG